UUGACAAUGGUAUGAACAUCACAAAUUAACCACGGUGUGUUAGCUGGUUUAUACCUUCUCAAGUCUAUUGUAGUUUUAUAACUCCAUUCUGUUAUCCUACACAAUUUUUUGAGAGCAUUUUUUAAUAAAUUCCGCUUUUUAGAAAGAAGACAUUUUAGUGAAAUUUCUCCAGGAGUACAACCUGAAUCACCUAAAAGCCUUCAAACUUAUAGCUGCACGUAUCCGAUGCUGUUACUGGCGUUCCUCACCAUUUUCUCGUUCUCACUGGCCGAUAUCAACGAGAAACUGCUCAACAUCCAAUGUGACCAGCUCCAGUGUGUGUCCGAUGAUUCCUCCUACGUCUACAGGAGAGUGAAAACCGUUGCUACGAAAAAGUACCAUGCUGUCACAUUUAUGGAGACCAACUGGUUCAAGGCGAUGCAGUACUGCAGUCUCCACGGGAUGAGGCUAGCCACCAUAGACUGCAAGCAGGACCAGGCCCAGCUGGAAGAGCAACUCUAUGAAUUGGCUCCAGUAGCAUCUCAGCUGUGGAUCUCAGGAACCAGAAUGGGACAUGAAAAAGACUUCUUCUGGAUGACAACUGGGAAACCCAUCACAUUCGCUGAUUGGCAGCCAGGUUCCAAUAACGAGAAGUGUGUAUUCCUCACCAAAACUGCUUCCAGCUACAAGUGGGCCACAAGCAACUGUGACGUAAAGAAACACUUCUUGUGCGAAUAUUAUGCUUGAACAUUGCCUGUUCCUCUUUUCUUCUUGUUGCUUAAAUUAACUUCUACUUCAGAUGCUGAUAUUCAUUUAAUUGAUAUUCUUAUUGAUUAAUUGUAAUAAAACACUCAAGAAUA
Molecule: messenger RNA, 839 nt
Organism: Homalodisca vitripennis (glassy-winged sharpshooter)
Lineage: Eukaryota; Metazoa; Arthropoda; Insecta; Hemiptera; Cicadellidae
Product: lectin subunit alpha-like
Exons: 5
Coding region: 226-726 (166 amino acids)
Biological process (GO): biological process involved in interspecies interaction between organisms
Cellular component (GO): external side of plasma membrane
Molecular function (GO): carbohydrate binding
Source: RefSeq, a predicted model, not a curated record